UUCCGGGAGCGGAGCCGCGGACCGGUCGCCGCGGGCUGGGAAGCGGCCGGCGGGACCGAGGCGGCGGGACACCGAGCCGCGCUGCCGCGUGGAGCGCCAUGGACGACACCGGCAGCUCCGCGGGCAGCGGAGGCUUCCGCCCGGGCGUGGACAGCCUGGAUGAGCCGCCCAACAGCCGCAUCUUCCUAGUGAUCAGCAAGCACACGUCCGAGUCAGUGCUGCGGGAGCGCUUCUCGCCCUUCGGAGACAUCCAGGACAUCUGGGUGGUGCGGGACAAGCACACGAGGGAGUCCAAGGGCGUCGCCUUCGUCAAGUUCGCGCGCAGCUCGCAGGCCUGCCGGGCUAUGGAGGAGAUGCACGGGCAGUGCCUGGGUCCCAGUGACACCAAGCCCAUCAAGGUUUUCAUCGCCCAGUCCCGAUCGUCGGGGAGUCACAGAGAUGUUGAAGAUGAAGAACUCACAAGAAUCUUUGUCAUGAUACCAAAGUCCUAUACAGAGGAGGACCUGCGGGAGAAAUUUAAGGUAUACGGAGAUAUCGAAUAUUGCAGCAUCAUUAAAAAUAAAGUCACUGGAGAGAGUAAAGGUUUGGGCUACGUGCGAUACUUAAAACCGUCACAAGCUGCCCAAGCAAUAGAAAACUGUGAUAGAAGUUUCAGAGCACUCUUGGCUGAGCCUAAGAAUAAAGUGUCCGAGUCCCCAGAACAGGAUUAUUACAGUAGCAUGAGGCAGGAGUCCUUGGGGAAUGAACCUAGAGCGACCCUGUUUCCCUUUGCUGGAGAACAACAAUCUGAAUUUUCAAGUUUUGACAAGAAUGAUAGCAGAGACCAAGAGGCCAUCUCCAAACGCCUGUCUGUCACGUCGAGAGUCCCCUUCACGGAGGAGCAGCUCUUCAGCAUUUUUGACAUUGUCCCAGGCCUGGAGUACUGUGAGGUUCACCGAGACCCUUACUCAAAUUAUGGUCACGGUGUAGUUCAGUACUCUAACGCAGCAUCAGCUAUUUAUGCAAAGUACAAAUUGCAUGGAUUCCAGUACCCCCCUGGGAAUCGGAUAGGAGUUUCCUUCCUGGAUGACGGGAGCAAUGCGGCAGACCUCAUCAGAAAAAUGGCCACACAGAUGGUGGUGUCACAGCUGGCCUCAAUGGUGUGGAGUGGCCCAAGCCAGCAGCAGCUUCUGCAAUUUGGAGGGAGUUCUGGGUCACAGGUGCCUCAGAUCCAGACAGAUGUUGUGCUUCCAUCGUGCAAAAAGAAAGCCCCUCCCGAAACUCCUGUGAAAGAAAGACUGUUUGUCGUGUUUAACCCUCAUCCUUUGCCAUUAGACGUGUUGGAGGAUAUAUUCUGUCGUUUUGGGAACCUGAUUGAAGUCUACCUCGUGUCGGGGAAGAAUGUGGGCUAUGUCAAGUACUCAGACAGAAUGAGCGCUGGUGACGCCAUCACAGCCCUGCACGGCAAAAUCCUGAACGGCGUCAGGCUUAAAGUCAUGCUGGCAGACUCCCCGAGAGAAGAGGCCAAGAAGAGGCAGAGAACAUACUGAGCCUCAG
Psammomys obesus (fat sand rat) is the source of this 1536-nucleotide messenger RNA. RefSeq names its product RNA binding motif protein 45 (gene Rbm45). Gene Ontology annotation, cellular component: cytosol; ribonucleoprotein complex; nucleus. NCBI's taxonomy places the organism in Eukaryota, Metazoa, Chordata, Mammalia, Rodentia, Muridae. Gene Ontology annotation, molecular function: poly(A) binding; poly(U) RNA binding; mRNA 3'-UTR binding. The transcript is spliced from 9 exons. The record is from RefSeq and is a predicted model, not a curated record. Bases 99 to 1529 code for a protein of 476 amino acids.